AUGGAGUACUUGUUUCUAUUCUCAUUAGUUUGUAUGAAUAUGUUAAGCAUUGACUGUUUACGAUGUUGGAAAUGUAUAGGCGAAUGGUGUUCAGAGAAUCCUUAUGAUGAUUAUAGAGUGGACAAGGUAACUUGUCCUGUAGAUGCAUCUUGUAUGAAAGUGUAUUAUAAAAUGUACGACAAUUCGUCCCAGUUGAUAGAAAGUGUAACGAGAGGAUGCUCAGUGGGACAGUGUAUACCUACUUCCGGUGAGAGUUAUCGAAUCUGUCUGUCUAAUAUCAGAAUAUACGGCAUAGAUGGCUGUCCUUUAAAAUCCUGCUGUGACAAUCAUGAUCUGUGUAAUGCUGGUUCAAACUCACAUGAUCAAUCCUUACUUAGCUUGAUAAUUCCGUCGUUAUAUAUGGCUUGGAAAUUGUUUGAAAAUCCAUAG
Lottia gigantea (owl limpet) is the source of this 429-nucleotide messenger RNA. RefSeq lists its product as hypothetical. Lineage: Eukaryota; Metazoa; Mollusca; Gastropoda; Lottiidae. The record is from RefSeq and is a predicted model, not a curated record. Bases 1 to 429 code for a protein of 142 amino acids. The transcript has 3 exons.